This is a messenger RNA of Eutrema salsugineum, 443 nucleotides long. Its product is annotated as mini zinc finger protein 3. Bases 112 to 378 code for a protein of 88 amino acids. Gene Ontology annotation, cellular component: nucleus. Gene Ontology annotation, biological process: regulation of developmental process; regulation of DNA-templated transcription. NCBI's taxonomy places the organism in Eukaryota, Viridiplantae, Streptophyta, Magnoliopsida, Brassicales, Brassicaceae. The transcript has a single exon. Gene Ontology annotation, molecular function: transcription cis-regulatory region binding; DNA-binding transcription factor activity. The record is from RefSeq and is a predicted model, not a curated record.
UUACUUCAUAUCCAACAGUAGUAUUUGAUCAUUUCCCCCUCAAAACAGAAUACUUAUAGAAAAAAAAAAUUAGGGUUUUUUUGUUUGUUUCGGAGAUCAGUUUAAAAGAAGAUGAAGAAGAGGCAAGUGGUGGUAAAACAGAGAAAAGGCUCUUACACUACGACUUCUUCUUCGAGCAACGUCCGUUACGUCGAGUGCCAGAAGAAUCACGCCGCUAAUAUCGGCGGCUACGCCGUUGAUGGUUGCCGUGAGUUUAUGGCAAGCGGCGGCGAAGGAACUGAUGAUGCUUUGACGUGCGCUGCUUGUGGCUGUCACCGGAGUUUUCAUCGGAGGGAGGUUGAGACGGAGGUUGUUUGUGAGUAUUCUCCUCCAAAUUGAAUCAACUAAUUAACAAAGAUGGGAAAAGAAAAGGAAGAAAAGCCAACAAAGGUAUUGGUGAUGUA